GUCCAAUCGUGUAUCACUUUGCGCCGGCCAGCAAUAGCGAACAGGCGAGGACAGGCUGAUUUGUUGCAAAAGCAAAAACACAUAUUUCUCCCGCACUAGAUUCAAGUAUUGUAUUUGUGCGGCUAAGAAUAAGGACUUCUAACAAUGUGGAGCGCUUUAUUGAAAUCGUUUUUAUUUUUCUUUAUUUUGAAAUUAUUUGUCGCUGUGGGAAAUGCGUAUCCUACUGGUUCAGAUAUACAUCCUACGAGAGAUAAUAUAAUGGCAUCCAUAAAUGACAAAGCUACAUCAGUUACUACAUCUUAUGAAUGUGUUUACAUACCACCGAAUUUAGAUUUUUGUAAAGUCAGUUCUAAAGAAAAUCAGUGGAACUCUCUCAAUUUCUCAGAGAACUUUCACAAAUUGUUGGAAAAUAAAAAGCUGAAAUUGAUGGAGAGUAAAAUAAAUGAAAUAUUCAUGUCACACCGAAUGAUGCAUGUCCCAGAAAUGAAAAACGUCCAAAAGAAACCAUUAGCACAAACUAUAAUAUAUAAACUACAAAAUUGCAUACCGUCAAGAUUACCAUUUAUUCUACCUUGGUGCACCGAUGAAGAUUUCUCCAAUAAAAAGAGCAUAUACCAGAUAUACCCGAUUGCACAUAACAUAGUUGGUUUAAAAGAACCGUUAUAUGACUUUUCUAAGUUUUUCAAAAAAAUUUAAAUAGUAUCAAAACCGAUAUAAUUUUAGUGACGUACACUAUUGUGGGAAUUAACUGAUAAAUUGAAAUAUUAUAUAUAGUUGUGUUAUUAAAUUUAAUAACUUCUUACUCUUUUUAUUAACGAUCAUUUCGUUAAUAAAUCCACUGUAGAUGAAUUAAAAGGAAAAUAGAUGCAUACACUAUCAAAUUAUAGUAUAAGAAUUAAAAAGUAUAUUUCGUAAAGAUAAAUAUUUUUUUAUAUAGCAUUAAGCAAUUUUUCACCAUAGACUGUAUGUAUUUAAUACGAUAAUAGUGUAAGAGUGAUACAAUAAUGUGAUCAUUGAUUCUGUCAUUAUUUAACACAAUAUUUUUGAUAGCAAUAUUAAUGAAAAUAAUAAAUUGAUCUUAUACAA
Messenger RNA from Monomorium pharaonis (pharaoh ant), 1086 nucleotides. RefSeq lists its product as uncharacterized. NCBI's taxonomy places the organism in Eukaryota, Metazoa, Arthropoda, Insecta, Hymenoptera, Formicidae. Bases 145 to 696 code for a protein of 183 amino acids. The record is from RefSeq and is a predicted model, not a curated record. The transcript is spliced from 4 exons.